AUGUCUCAACGACCCAUCCCGCUGCACGUCACGCAGCCGACGCUGCUCACAAACCUGAACAUCCUCCCAGCAUCAAUAUCAUGGCAGAACUGUACGCUGGAGUCGGACAAGUACGUCUGCGUGCGCCAGCAGAACAACGACGCCAACACGCCCGCCGAGACCGUCAUCGUUGACCUCAAGAACACAAACAAUGUCAUCCGGCGGCCGAUCCGCGCUGACAGCGCCAUCAUGCAUCUGACAGAGCCCAUCAUUGCUCUCAAGGCGCAAGGAAAGACGCUGCAGCUCUUCAACCUAGAGACCAAGCAGCGCCUACAGACAUAUACCCAUCACGAGGAUAUCCAGUUCUGGCGGUGGGUUAGCCAGACUACUCUGGCGCUUGUCAGCACAAAGUCGGUGUACCACUGGGAUGUGCUGGAUGGCAGCAGCCCACCCACGCCGCGCAAGAUCUUUGAUCGCCAGGAGCAGUUGGAGAACAACCAGAUCAUCAACUACGUCACCAACGACGAUGAGAGCUGGUCGUGCUUGGUCGGUAUCGCGUCGCAUCCGACCGGAGGCAUCCGCGGUAACAUGCAGCUGUUCUCCAAGGCGCGGAAUGUCAGCCAGCCCCUCGAGGGUCAUGCUGCGACGUUCGGCACGCUCCGCCUGGACGGCGCGACCUCUGACACGAAGCUCUUCGCGUUCGCUGUCAAGUCGACCACCGGGGAGGCCAAGAUCAACAUUGUCGAGGUCGACCACAACGCCGCGAAUCCAGCCUUCCCGAAGCGCCUGAUCCCGAUACAUUGGCCUGCGGAGGGUACCGGUGACUUCCCUCUUGGAAUUCACAUUGCGCACAAGUACGGCAUCUUGGUUGUAGUGACCAAGUUCGGUUUUAUCCAUCUGCACGAUCUCGAGACGGGUACCGCGCUCUUCUUAAACAGGAUAUCAGAAGAGACGGUCUUCACAACUGCGCGCGACGACGACGGCAAGGGCGUCGUGGUGAUCAACAAGCGUGGACAAGUCCUGCACACUACCAUCCGGGAAGAUGCGCUCAUUCCGUACAUCAUGGACAACCCCGCAUGCUCAGAGAUUGCCUAUAAGCUUGCAUCAAAGGGCGGGCUUCCCGGCGCUGACAACUUGUACCAGCAGCGAUUCGAGACUCUGAUGAACCAGGCAAACUACACUGAAGCCGCCAAGGUUGCUGCCAACUCGCCGCGUGGCUUCCUCCGUACCCCUCAGACGAUCAACCGGUUACGACAGAUUCCGGCUCAGCCUGGUCAGAUCACUGUGCUUUUGCAGUACUUUGGCCAGCUGCUUGACAAGGGUGGCUUGAACAAGGAUGAGACGCUCGAGUUGGCCCGCCCGGUCUUCUCACAAGGCCGAAAACACUUGAUUGAGAAGUGGCAGAAGGAGGGCAAGCUUCACUGCUCUGAAGAGCUCGGAGAUUUGGCGAAGCCGCACGACCUGAACCUUGCUCUUGCGAUUUACAAGGAGGCGAACGUUCCCCAGAAGACUGUCGCCGCUCUCGCAGAGCUUGGCCACUUCGAUCUGAUUCUUCAGUACUGCCAAUCGGUCGGAUACAACCCGGAUUACAACGUAUUGCUUCAGCAUAUCGUCCGUGUGAAUCCCGAAAAGGGAGCGGAAUUUGCUUCCAGCCUGGCCAAGCAUGAAGGUGGACCUCUAAUCAGCGUUGACCGGGUCGUGGAUAUUUUCCAGUCUCAGGGUAUGAUUCAACAGGCGACCGCUUUCCUGCUCGAUGUACUAUCGAACAACCUCCCCGAGGAGGGCCACCUGCAGACUAAGCUCCUCGAAAUGAACCUGCUUAAUGCCCCUCAAGUGGCAGACGCUAUCCUUGGAAACGAGAUGUUCUCCCACUACGACAGGGCUCGCAUCGCUACUCUGUGCGAGCAAGCCGGACUUCUCACCCGCGCGCUCGAGCACACGGAUGAUACCGCUGCUAUCAAGCGCAUGAUCGUGCAGACUGACAAGAUUCCGGAGGAGUGGUUGCUUAACUACUUCGGCCAACUGACUGUGGAGCUCUCACUGGAUUCUCUGGACCACAUGCUCACGACCAACAUCCGGCAAAACCUUCAAGCUGUGAUCCGCAUCUCCCAGAAGUACUCGGACCUUCUUGGAGCUACCAGAAUCAUCGAUCUACUGGAGAAACACCGCACUGCCGAGGGUCUCUACUUCUUCUUGGGCUCGAUCGUCAAUGUCAGCGAGGAUCCUGAUGUUACUUUCAAGUACAUCGAGGCUGCUACGACCAUGGGCCAGCUGAACGAGGUCGAGCGUGUCUGCCGUGAAUCCAACAGCUACAACCCUGAGAAAGUGAAGAACUUCCUCAAGGAGGCUAAUCUCACGGAGCAGUUGCCGCUCAUCAUUGUUUGCGACCGAUUCAACUUCAUCCACGACCUGGUCCUCUAUCUGUACAAGAAGCAGCAGUUCAAGUCGAUCGAGGUGUAUGUACAGCGCGUAAACCCAGCGAGGACUCCCGCCGUCAUUGGUGGAUUGCUCGAUGUCGAUUGCGAUGAGAGCAUAAUCAAGGGUCUUCUGGGAUCGGUCACCCCUUCCUCCAUCCCCAUCGAUGAGCUCGUCGCCGAGGUUGAGUCUCGCAACCGUCUCAAGCUUCUCCUACCAUUCCUCGAACACACUCUCGCGGAGGGCAACCAACAGCAGGCGGUGUACAACGCUCUGGCCAAGAUCUACAUCGACAGCAACAACAACCCAGAGAAGUUCCUGCAGGAGAACGACCAGUACGACACUCUCGUUGUCGGUAAAUACUGCGAGAAGCGUGACCCCAACCUCGCAUUUAUUGCCUAUAGCAAGGGUCAGAACGAUCUCGAUUUGAUCAAUGUUACGAACGAGAACUCUAUGUUCAAGGCGCAAGCCCGUUAUCUACUUGAGCGUGCCGAUGGCGAGGUUUGGGACUAUGUGCUUAGCCCCAACAACAUGCACCGCCGUUCUUUGGUCGACCAGGUCACCUCCACUGCGGUCCCCGAGUCAAACGACCCCGACAAAGUCAGCAUUGCUGUCAAGGCCUUCAUUACAGGCGACAUGCCCGCUGAGCUCAUCGAUCUUCUCGAGAAGAUCAUCCUGGAACCAUCCACCUUCUCCGACAACCCCUCGCUCCAGAACCUCUUGAUGCUUACGGCUGCCAAGUCUGACCGCGGCCGCAUGAUGAAUUACAUUCACCAGCUCGACCACUACAGCCCCGAGGAUAUUGCUCAACAAUGUAUCGAAGUCGGCAUGUACGAGGAGGCAUUCGAGAUCCACAAGAAGCACGAGCAACACGUCGACGCCGCGAACGUCCUCGUUGAUCACAUUGUCAGCAUCGACCGCGCCCAAGAAUACGCGGAUCGUGUUGAUCUUCCCGAAGUGUGGAGUCGGGUCGCUAAGGCCCAGCUCGAUGGCCUACGUGUAACAGACUCCAUCGAAUCGUACAUUCGUGCUAGCGACCCAUCCAACUUCUUGGAAGUGAUUGAGAUCGCCACACACGCUGGCAAGGACGAGGACCUCAUCAAGUUCUUGAGGAUGGCCCGCAAGACUGUUCGCGAAGUCCCCAUCGACACGGCGUUGGCUUUCUGCUUUGCUCGCACGAACCAACUUCCCGAGCUUGAGGACUUCCUCCGCGCUACGAAUGUCGCUGAUGUCGAAGCUUCCGGUGACAAGGCUUACGAAGAGGGUUACCACGAGGCUGCCAAGAUCUUCUACACCAGCAUCUCGAACUGGGCUAAGCUUGCUACUACGCUUGUCCACCUUGAGGACUACCAGGCUGCUGUAGAAUGCGCCCGCAAGGCGAACAGCGUCAAGGUCUGGCGUCAAGUCAACGAGGCCUGCGUUGCCAAGAAGGAGUUCCGCCUUGCCCAGAUCUGCGGUCUGAACCUCAUUGUUCAUGCCGAGGAGUUGACCGAUCUUGUCAAGCAGUAUGAGCGCAACGGCUACUUCGAUGAGCUCAUUGCGCUUUUGGAGGCUGGUCUUGGUCUUGAACGUGCCCACAUGGGAAUGUUCACUGAACUCGGUAUUGCUCUCACCAAGUACCAUUCGGAACGCGUCAUGGAGCAUCUUCGUCUGUUCUGGUCCCGUAUAAAUAUUCCUAAGAUGAUCCGCGCCACCGAAGAGGCCCAUCUGUGGCCGGAGCUGAUCUUCUUGUAUGUUCACUAUGAUGAAGCCGACAAUGCCGCGCUCGCCAUGAUGGAGCGUGCCGCGGAUGCCUGGGAACACCAGUCAUUCAAGGAUGUGAUCACCAAGGCCUCCAACGUCGAGAUUUACUACCGCGCGCUUGGGUUCUACCUGGAAGAGCAACCAACUCUUCUGACCGAUCUUCUACAAGCGCUCACUGCUCGUAUUGACGUCAACCGUGUGGUCCGCAUGUUUAACAAGUCGGACAACAUCCCUCUGAUCAAGCCUUUCCUACUCAGCGUGCAGUCCCAGAACAAGCGCGAGGUCAACAAUGCGCUCAACGACCUGUUGAUAGAAGAGGAGGACUACAAGACCCUGCGCGACUCGGUCAACAACUACGACAACUACGAUGCGAUGGAUCUUGCCCAGCGUCUCGAGCGACACGACUUGGUCUUCUUCCGCCAGAUUGCAGCCAACAUCUACCGCAAGAACAAGCGGUGGGAGAAGUCGAUUGCUCUCUCCAAGCAGGACAAGCUCUUCAAGGACGCUAUCGAGACUGCUGCAUUGUCAGGCAAGACCGAUGUGGUCGAAGACCUGCUGCGCUACUUCGUUGAUAUCGGCAGCCGCGAGUGCUACGUGGGCAUGCUGUAUGCAUGCUACGAUCUCAUCCGCCCCGAUGUCAUUCUCGAGAUCUCGUGGCGCAACAACCUGAACGACUUCACAAUGCCGUACAUGAUCAACUUCCUUGCGCAACAAGCAGCGACUAUCGAGCUGCUCAAGAAGGACAACGAAGAGCGCAAGCAACGCGAGGCCUCUCAGCAAAAGAAGGAGGAAGACACGCCCAUCCUUGGCUCGCGCCUUAUGCUUACGCAAGGCCCCAUCGGGAACGCUCCCUCGCCUGGACCAUACCAGCAACCCAACGGCAUUGCGCCCCAGCCCACGGGCUUCCGAGGAUUCUAA
This is a messenger RNA of Didymosphaeria variabile, 5055 nucleotides long. It is a transcript of the gene CHC1, whose product is annotated as Clathrin heavy chain. Gene Ontology annotation, cellular component: actin cortical patch; clathrin complex; clathrin coat of trans-Golgi network vesicle. The record is from RefSeq and is a predicted model, not a curated record. Gene Ontology annotation, biological process: Golgi to endosome transport; receptor-mediated endocytosis; intracellular protein transport. Gene Ontology annotation, molecular function: structural molecule activity; clathrin light chain binding. NCBI's taxonomy places the organism in Eukaryota, Fungi, Ascomycota, Dothideomycetes, Pleosporales, Didymosphaeriaceae. Bases 1 to 5055 code for a protein of 1684 amino acids. The transcript has 9 exons.